UCUCCUCCUUGGGCCUUGUUGGUGGCGGAGAAAUGGGACUUCAUGUAGCACCACUCCUUGGUGGGUUGCUGGGUGAUGGCAAUUUUGCAGGCUCAGCGGGUGUGUCUUCCAUGGGCAUGCCUCAUGUUGAUUGGCUGCAUGGGUCAAUGCCCUCACAGGUUCUGCCCCAGCCAGUUGAUGCGGGUGCGGACCCUGGUGGCGCAGUAGUUAGUCAGGCUGCUGCCACGGGCUGGCCUUCAUUUUCUGAAGAGGUGGAUCAGGUUUUUGAUGAUGUUCCCUUGGGGGAGGCUGUCACUGUGGAUGAGGAAGGUGCGGCUUCCUUUCGUGAGCUUAUUACCUCAGUGAGAGAGUCCUUGGGUCUCCCCAUGCCCUCUUCUCUUGCUUCCACUCUUCAGACUGGGGUCGUGCGCACCUCUGGGACUUCACGUCCUGGCACCACUCCCUUGGUGCUGCCUCAUUCUCCUCUGGCUCUGGAGGUUUGCAGGGAACAACUGGGCUGUUCCCUGGGGAUCUCUAAUCCAGUUUCAGCUAAGUUCACCUUGCCCAGGAGGUUGGCUUCAAGGGCAGAGAGGUGGUACACUCCAGGAGGAGAUUUCUGUGGGGCUCCUCCUUUCUAUGAUGACCUGCUUCAUUUGAUGGAGAGUAAAGAUCUGUCUGUCUGGCAUAUGGCUACUCAAUUAGGGGAUAUUUUGAGUAGUCUGGUUGAUAUCACUUCCUGGACAGAUCAGGUUCUGGGGGACCUUGCUGGCCUUUCCAGUGCUGCACCCCAGAGGGGCUUGGACUGCCUGGGAGCUCUUGCCAGGGUAAAUUUAGAUAUAAUGCAACCCUAUGAAAUGCUCUGUUUGAGGAUGAUGAUGUUACACAGGCAGGCUGUGGUGAGAAACCUUCCUAAUACUUAUGGUGAUUGGGAGAGACGGCAGUUGAUGUCUUCCCCUGUUGGCUCCCACCUUUUUGAUGGUCAGACUCUUGCAGUAGUAGAGCAGAGGGAGCUUGAGUCCUCACAACGGUCACUCGUUUCCCAGAUUGCUUGUGGCCUGUCAUCCACAGCUCAGGGCAUCAGGGCUAAGGCUGAUCAUGCCAUUGGUUCCCGAUGCCUUGCACCAGUUGUGCCUCCUUCGGUUCCGCCCCCUCCUGCUCUUAAGGUGAGUGGUUCCUUUUGCUCUCGAAGAAUCUUCUGUGGCCACUCUAGGGGCCGUCGGGGUCUCGCUAGGGACGCUGCAGAGGUGCUACUGCAAGUUGGGCUUGUCUGCAGCGGCACUGGCAAGAGUGGGAGAGCAUCGGGGCCUGCGAGUGGGUGGUCAAGACCCUUUGGUAUGGUUUUGUUCUCCCCUUCCUCAGGGAUCCUCUCCUCUCGAGCACGCCUGUGGAGUUUCUGGCGUACAAGGGGGGCUCAGACCGUCAUUUGGCUCUGGAGGCUGCGGUUUCCGAGAUGCUGAUAAAGGGAGCUAUAGAACCGGUUGUAGACCCUCAGGCCGGGUUCUAUUCUUGCAUUUUCCUUGUGCCCAAGUUCACAGGGGGCUGGAGGCCGAUUUGCCACGUAAUCAUAGCUUGUGCAGUAUUGCACAACAUAUGUAAAGUCCGCAACAUAAAUCUACGAGUAGAUCCUGAGGAAGAGGAGGCAGCUGCAGUCAUCAAUGUGGUGCCUCCCCCUGAAGCACACAAGGGAUUGGCUGUGGAAGGACUUCCUCAAGAUGGUCUACACUAUAGGCAGCACUUCACCAACCUUACUUUUCAGUAUGUUGUUGCUAUUACACUAACAAUUCUAUACCAUAUACACAAUGAUCAUUGUACAGCACCAAUUCUCUCAAGAUUUCUUGUACUCAACCCACUAUUACAGAGCUGUUCCCUCAAAAUCAGUGAUAUUAUUGUUUUCCAGACAUUCCUUCAUUUCCUGCCUUUAUUCCUUAGUCUUAUUAUGUUUAAUUUUGUCUUUUCAGAAAUGUUGAGUCACAGAAAACACCACUUAUGAGAACUUCAACCUUCACCACAUAUGUACUGCCUGAGUUACUUCGUCUUCCUCCUCUGGCUGGUCCCACACAGAAGUCUGCCUUUUCUUGGGGGGUGGCACCUCACUCUCUUCUUCAAGAGCCUCCAUCACAAAGCUGUCCUGCGGUGGACCUUCAGCAUCAGGCAGAGGAAGAC
This is a messenger RNA of Portunus trituberculatus (swimming crab), 2142 nucleotides long. RefSeq lists its product as uncharacterized. The transcript is spliced from 2 exons. Lineage: Eukaryota; Metazoa; Arthropoda; Malacostraca; Decapoda; Portunidae. The record is from RefSeq and is a predicted model, not a curated record. Bases 33 to 1436 code for a protein of 467 amino acids.